AUGUCUGCAGACAGCAACGCAGCCGCAGAGUAUCUUCAGGAGUUCAAAGAAAUUACAUCCUCCUACUCACCCCAGCAAGUGUACAACGCUGAUGAAACGGGGCUAAAUUUCAAAGCGUUGCCAACAAAGAGCCUAGCUUCAAGAGAAGAAAAGUCCGCUCCAGGAUUUAAAAUGGAUAAGCAACGACUAACCGUAUUAGCAUGCAGCAACGCUUCCGCCACCAAUAAGAUACCUUUGAUAGUUAUCGGUAAAUCCAAAAAACCUCGAUGUUUUAAAAACAUGAAUAUGAACGCUCUGCCGGUUUACUAUAAAAACCAAAAGAAAGCUUGGAUGGAUCGUGCUUUGUUUCAAGAAUGGUUUGAGAAACAAUUUGUGCCCAACGUGAGAGCCUACAAUGAAGAAAAUGGACUGCCUGAUAGAGCGUUGUUACUCAUAGAUAACGCUCCGUCCCAUCCGGAUGACUUAGAGCUGGUUAUUGGUGGUAUAAAAGCCAUUUUUCUACCACCGAACGUUACUUCGAUCAUACAACCAAUGGACCAAGGAGUUCUACAAGCGUUGAAGCAAAAUUAUCGGAAAAAGCUGCUCCGAAGCCUGCUUGAGGAAAAUGAAGACCUCACAAUUCUCCAAAAGCUUAAGAAAAUCACGAUCAAAGAUGUAAUUUUCUGGGUGGCAGAGGCUUGGGAGAACACAAGCUUUGUUGAAGAGGUUGUUCCACCGGUAAAUGAAUGCGAACUUCUUCCUCUUGUAAAAAAAAUACCGGGAUGCGAAAAUGUAGAGAAGGAGUGUGUUGAUGAGUGGACGGCUGUAGAUGACAAAGGCUUCGAGGAGUACACAGACGAAGACAUCGUGGCACAGGUGCAAGGAGUCCCAGCUGAUGACUCAUGUAGCAGUGAGGAUGAGGGAGACGCCCAAACUACCGAUAUUGUUCCACACAGCGCAGCUGCAAGUGCCUUUGACCUCGCUCUACGCUACGUCGAGCAACAUGCCGCUGCUACUCCCAAUGACUUCGCAAGAGCGCUCGGAAAGGUUCGUGCUCAGUCGGAAGGGAUCGUAUGUGACGCAGCAGCUGUGUGUGAGGGGUUCAGGGCCACUUGCCGAGUGUCCGCCGUUAGGGCUAACACGCACUACAGCGGCCGCGGCCACGGCCACGACAGCGGCCAGCCGCUCGCGGCCAGUUUAACAUUAAGAACAAUGUAA
Homalodisca vitripennis (glassy-winged sharpshooter) is the source of this 1197-nucleotide messenger RNA. Its product is annotated as jerky protein homolog-like. The transcript is spliced from 3 exons. Gene Ontology annotation, molecular function: DNA binding. Bases 1 to 1197 code for a protein of 398 amino acids. The record is from RefSeq and is a predicted model, not a curated record. Gene Ontology annotation, cellular component: nucleus. NCBI's taxonomy places the organism in Eukaryota, Metazoa, Arthropoda, Insecta, Hemiptera, Cicadellidae.